Molecule: messenger RNA, 915 nt
Organism: Glarea lozoyensis ATCC 20868
Lineage: Eukaryota; Fungi; Ascomycota; Leotiomycetes; Helotiales; Helotiaceae
Exons: 2
Coding region: 1-915 (304 amino acids)
Biological process (GO): mycotoxin biosynthetic process
Source: RefSeq, a predicted model, not a curated record
AUGUUUUUACUGAAACCCUGGAAGAAUCAAUAUGGGGAGGUUGCUGAGUUUGACGAAGAUUCUUCAGAAGAGGAUCUGUUGUUCAGACUCAAAGUCGAGAGCCAGCAACGGGAACGACGUUUACGAAACGUUACUCUAACGAUCUUGAACACUACUAUGUUUUUGUUCUCCUUUACCGUUCUCAUCUCAAGAAUUUCCGUCUCUGAAGGAAAGAAUGCAGCCUUGAAACAAUCGUCAUUUUACUCACCAAUACUCAACGACAUAACCAUUCCAACUUUCCCAUACACAAUGAACGGGUCACUCUUCGCCGACAACAAUCCUGGGCUCGCUCGCCAGGAUCCAAGCCCAGAAGUUGACGACGUAUGGAAAGAGUUCGACAAAACACGCACUCUGGUCAUCAGCCGAGAAGACGUUGUAAAACUGGGCAAAGAUCCAGAGCUGGUUGCCAAGUUCGAGGACGAGUACUGGGGCUUUGGCGACGACGCAUACAUGGCACAGAUGGACGUGUUCCACCAGAUACACUGCCUCAACACGCUUCGCAAGAUCGCCUUCGAGGAUUUCUACGGCCCGGUUGAGUCUCGUACGCACUCAAAGCUAUGGUGGCACCAUAUCAAGCAUUGUACGGAUAUCCUGUUGCAGAAUAUCAUGUGCCAGGGUACCACGGACCUUAUCACGAUGAAUUGGAUGGAGACCCAAGACGGUCCGUUUCCCGACUUCAGUAUCAACCAUCAGUGCAGAGACUUCCAGACUUUGGUUGAUUAUCGACAGCAAAAAUCUGUAGAUUGGGAUAAAUGGAUGAAGAUGAAGAAGCCUAAAAGUGUAAAGGAGACUCCGGCGCCAAAGGAGUACUAUGAACUAUUUGGCUCCGAGACUGGAAACAGUCAUGAUAUGCUUGAGCAUGAUGGCCACCACUAG